AUGCACAUGGAGGUCUCAGGCCAGGAACAAAACUUCCAAGAACUGGAUUUAGAGGCGAUAACUAGGAAAAUUUCAUUUCUCGACAAAUGGAGGGAAAUCUUUAGUUAUCACAGGUUGGGAAUCAAUAACACAACUCCUCAGAAUCAUGAAGGCAACCAUGUAUCUGCUGAUGAAAUUAAAGAUGAAACAGGAAUAACUCAGCCCAAAGGACAAGGACAUUUGCCAUCAAGUAGCCUUUGUUCUAUUCCCAAACCUUCUAUCAUCUCUUCAAAACUGGGCGGCUUUCCUAUCUCCCUCACAAUGGCCAUGAAGCUGCGACAGGGCCUCUUUGGAAAUACAGUCCAUGUCUUCAGCUGUGACUGGAAAAGAGCCUGUUUCAGGUUCCAUGAUCCUCUUUCUGACCUGGCUUUUGCUUUGGAAGUGGGAAAGGGAGGUGCCCGAAGCAUUCAGAUGGCUGUACAAGGAUCCAUCAUCAAAUACUUGUUGUUUAUCAGGAAGAGAAAAGACGGUACCUUUUGUAGUCUGUGUGAGAUAAGCAAAAAGGAGCAGGAGCAAGCCCUGGCCGCUGCACUUGCUGGCAUCCUGUGGGCUGCAGGAGACGCUCAGAAGGCCACCGUCUGUCUUGUCACGGAGGAUACUUAUGUUGCAUCGACUCCUGUCUACUCCAGGGACAAUUUCACUGAGCAGCUCCAGCUGUUUGAAUUUUUAGAGAAGGAAGCCACUGAGAAAUUCAUCUACGAUCAUUUACAAUGUUUCAAAGGGGAAGGAAGCCAUGGUGUCAUCCUGUUUCUUUACAGUCUGAUCUUCUCCAGAACAUUUGAAAGGCUUCAGAAGGACCUAGAUGUCACCACCACUCAUCUGUUACAGCCAAGUGCUGGAGGCUUCCUGUGUAGGCAGGCGGUCCUGAACAUGAUUUUAACGGGAAGGGCAAGUCCAAAUGUCUUCAAUGGCUGUGAGAAAGGAAAGUGUCAGGAAAUACUACGUGGAGUCCUGACCCGCAGUGAUGUCGGCUAUUUGCAUUGGGGUAAGGACGCCUCUGAGGAUGACAGACUCUCACAGGUGGGCAGCAUGCUGAAGACUCCCAAAUUACCUGUUUGGCUCUGCAACAUCAAUGGAAAUUACAGCGUCCUUUUUUGCACAAACAGGCAGCUCUUAUCAGACUGGAAAAUGGAGCGUGUCUUUGAUCUGCACUUUUACAGUGGCCAGCCCUUGCAGAAAAAGCCUGUGCAUCUCACAGUAGAUACUCACUCUCAUCACUGGGAAAGGGACCAGCAUGAAGAGAAACACAAACCAGGAAGAUGGUUUUCUCCAGUGGAGAUGGCAAUCAGGACCAAGUGGAGAGAUGCUACCAUCAGCUGGAAUGGGGCUGUUCCCUUUUUCUGA
Messenger RNA from Cynocephalus volans (Philippine flying lemur), 1383 nucleotides. It is a transcript of the gene MINDY4B, whose product is annotated as MINDY family member 4B. Gene Ontology annotation, molecular function: cysteine-type deubiquitinase activity; K48-linked deubiquitinase activity. Gene Ontology annotation, biological process: protein K48-linked deubiquitination. The record is from RefSeq and is a predicted model, not a curated record. The transcript is spliced from 12 exons. Lineage: Eukaryota; Metazoa; Chordata; Mammalia; Dermoptera; Cynocephalidae. Bases 1 to 1383 code for a protein of 460 amino acids.